AUGAACACAGGAUUCACAUUCCCGCCUAAUUCAGGCGAACCGAAGAUCGACAAUUUUAAAUUCCCAAGAGAGGCAGAACAGCCAGCUGUUGCGAUUCCGGAUGACUCUCCAGACGUUGAACAGGCACUCGCUAGCCCACAAGUGGCACAAAGGGAUCCACCUGUUGCAGUAAAACGCAGUGAUACAAAUCAUUCAAAAUCAGAAUUGCCAUCUUUAGAGACUUCUCCGCAUAUCAUUAGAUCCUCUACUCCUCUCAUAAGCGAGCAAAACGAACAGCUGAGUGAGCCUGCCGUAAUCAUACCUGCUGCGAAACGUGAGAAUGCGAAUGUCGCAAGCAAUGAAUCAUUUACCAAUGAGUAUGCCAAGAACAUGCGCCAAAACUUGGCGACUGAUUGGAAAAGCUCUUCAGAAUAUGCGCUGCACAUCCUUUUCACCAAAUUUGUACGACAUGCUGAAAACAAACUAAAUCUUUGUCUACAAUACCCACUUGAUUCAGAGCCUCCGAUUGUGGAUCUAUUGGGGGAGGGUGUUGAUCUAGCAUUUGACAAGAUCAUAGAAUCCCUGGGAUUCAUUUCCAAAAAAAAGCCUAAGCCAGUAAUAGACGCCAUGAUGUUCUGGAGAAAAACAAAGUCUGAGGUUGCUGCCGUGGCGGCAGAAAAUGUUGAGAAACUAAUUCAAGAGAACGACCUACUAAGGCACAGCAGCGUUUUUCAAGAAGGAACACGGACACUUCAUUCUGGAACCGCAGCGCUACAAACUCACACCAAGACAUUAAGCUCAGGGAGCAAGAAAUCCCACGGACGAAAUAACUCUUCAAAAUCAUACACAAGCACAAGCAGCGCCGUCGAGGUGAAGCAGCGUGUAAUGGAAGACCAAAUAGAAACAGCCAAAGAAACAGCUUUUCAGGCAGAUAGAAAGUCGCUAAUCAGCAUUUACAUCCUAUGCCGUGUGCUCAUCGAAAUUGUCAAACAAGGUUCCGGUACUUCAGACGAUGACCUAAGUGACAAACUUGAGGAGAUUGUAUUCACUCAAUUAAAGACAACAGACCCAAUCUCUAUUUCUUCAAGCAUUAUCAAAUCGUCAAACUGGAAUUCCUUUGCAGAGCUUCUAGGUUGCAUGUCUGCCUCUAAAUUCGUUACUGUAAGUGAUCGCUUCAUAGCAGAUCUGGAAAAGCUGCCAUCAUCUUUGCCAAGAGAGCUGGAACCCUCUGUUCACCUAUUGAUAUUAGGUAUGAGGUAUUUGAAACUCAAGAACUAUCCUCUGGACUUGUUUGAAGAAAGUGCAGACUUUAUCAAGUCAUUAGCCAAGUUUCUCGUUGCAUCCCAAAAUUAUUCUAUUUGCUUGGCUUAUGCGGAAGUCAUAAGCCAACUACUGCUGCCCUUAGCUGGAUCUUUGACAGCAGAAGUUAAUCACCCAACUUGGGUGGAAGCGAUGGCUUUAAUUCUAGAGACUUGCCAGAAGUUUCAAAAUGACAAUAAAUUCUGGGCAAGUUCUUUUAAAUUGAUGGUGACUGUGCUUUGUGUUUCACCUCAAGAGUUGUUUUGUGAGCAAUGGAUGAAUCUUUUAGAGAAGAAUAUAACCAAGGUAAAAUCUAAAAGCUUGAAUGACAGGGUAGUUUUUGCCACGGGCCUCUCGCGUUUAGUUUGGGUCUACCUCUUCAGAUGUACAGAAACUUUGAAUAAUACCGAAAGACGUUUGAAGAAGCUUUUUAUGCUUUUCCUCACUACAAAGAAGAAAGAUAACUGGAUAACAACAGAUAUGGAUCUCAUUAAUCCCCUUACCGAUGUUCUUGUGACAGUGGGAUCACUUCAUCCUGGAUUUAUUAUGGAAAAUGUUAUAAUACCACUGAUCAAGAUGUCUUUUAAUGGGUCUACCUUGGAAAAUUUAGGGUUUGAGAGGCUAAUCUUAGCCAUUGAUGCAUACAAAGGUCUGCUCGUCACAACCGAUCGCCCAGAAUUUCCAGAAAAUGACUGUCGCUUUUAUGACAUGAAUUUGAACAAAAUAUCUGGUAAGAUGAUGAAUGCGGUGUCUAGCGACCACGAGGAGGCAUGCAAGUCAUUUUAUAAGCUUUUCAUUCUUUUAGAUUCCAGUAUUGGAUCAGAAGUAUGGUCUCCGGAAAACGAACACCAACGCCAAGCUAGUACGCCCUUUGGUGGAAUUUCGUCUUUUAACUUUGGGUUUUCGAAUGAAAACGCCAAUAGCUCCAACCGUGGUCUCAAUGCGGCGUUGUUUGCUGCUCUCAUUGAGGCGCUGCCAUGUUGCCUGACAGUAUCUGGCCAGAUCCCGUUCAAAUCAACGAUUGAGAUUUUAGCUAGAAAUGCUGUUCAUCGAAAUUUACUGAUCGCAACCAGUUCUCAAAGCGCGUUGAAGGCGCUAGCUUUGAAAAGGAACCCAUAUACAUUAAUUACCUGGUUUGCGAAAUAUUCAUUCGAUUUUGAUGAAAAGACUCAGUCUAGUUAUAACUUGGCCUACCUUUCAUCCUCUGAGUAUCGCAAACUACUGGUUCUCUACAUUGAACUUUUGCAAUGUUGGUUGACUGAAUUUAAAAUCUCCAACGAAGUGAAGUCAGCUAAGGAAUUAGGCCUUGGUGGUAACUUCACUGCAGCGGCCGAAAAUGAUGCUACCGAAAGUAAAGAUACUGAAAAGUAUGAGUGGAAAAAUACUGUCACGGUCAUCGAGGAUGUGGAGGGCAAUGGUUUGUUUUUCCUUUGCUCUCACGACCAUAUAGUUAGGCGCCUAGCGGUACAAAUACUGCGUAUUGUCUCUAAAUUUGAUGAGGCGAUGCUGGAGAAAACUCACGGAUUGGAGAAAGUGCACGCACGCUCUCUAUCCAGGUUCGUCGCGGAGCGUGGGACACGUCUUAUCGAUUUGCUUCAAACUUGCAAUUAUACCGUGCUCGUUGAGAACAAAAGACUAGCUAUGAGCGUAGCCGAAAAAGCUCGACUCGCGAAGCUAAGCUCCAAGUAUAAAGGUGGAAUUUUGAUCAAACUUGCUGAGUCGGACUAUGGUGUCGACGCCGCACUUUGGAUGCGAACUUUUUCAAAAUUAUUGUCAUUGAUCUUUGAAAGAUCACCGGUGACUAUGGCUCUUUGUCGCUCCAUAGUAUGCAUAAGGCUGGUCCAGCUACAUGAAAUAAUUCUAUCCGUUGCAAAUAACGCCCAGAUUGAGUCAAGAGAGAUUUCACCUCAAGCAAUUGUAAACCAGUGGAAACUUUAUUUGAUUGUCGCGUGUUCGUCACUGACAUCGACCAGCGAUCAAAAGCUUCACAUUCCCACAACAAACCAUCAGCACGGUAGAAACAAGUCACAGCAGAUAUUUACCGUUCAGCAUCAAAAAAUCAAAUCAGCAACUUCUAUAUUCAAGAUGGUUUUACCGCUGCUUAAUUGCCAAAAUGCCUUCGUCAAAGAUGCAAUAAUAACAGGUUUGAGCUCUAUGAAUGUGAACAUUUUUAAAGCAUACUUGCAAAGUGUAGACAUGCUUCUCCACAGUUGGCGGGUAGACAGCUCUUCAAACGGCAUGAGAAUCGAAAUCUUUCACAUCUUGGCAGUUUUGGCGUCGUUUUUCACCAGUCCCACAGUUCUUGAUGACGAAUGGAUAUUACGGAAAUUAUCUCAAUAUUUGAAAGACGCCAAAAGAUUUUUAGAGAUCAAACAUGUGCAGUCUUCUUUCCAGUAUCAACUGUUGCGCAGUUAUUUUGCUGGUUUAUUGUCGAAUUACUUUUUGGCUGUGAAAAAGCACCCCCUCGUAGAUGAGUUGUUCCCAUUUGAAGCGCGAGCAUCAUGCUUUAAUUUUCUUAAGGAAUGGUGUGGAUAUGGCCAAGAUAGCACGACAUCAACCGAGAGAUACCAUGAUAUGAGGGAGAAUCAAAGUCUGAGAGACCGAGGAACUCUUUCCACUGCCAUGGAAUUCCAGAAAACCCGCUUGGAGCUCAUAGCUCUGGAAGCGAUGGUCAAUUUAUGCUGUGACACUAUUACAAAAACUAUAAACGAGAUUCCAGAUUCUCCCAUCUACAUUUCAUUUGAUAUUUCAGGUCUUGUAAGCUGGAUAGAUUCUUUGUUUAACUCACACGAUGAAAGGGUUCGAAGAUUGGGAACUGUCGCUCUGAAGGGACUGCUUGAGAAUAAUAAACAAAAUUACCAACUUCACAACGACACCUUAAUGCAAUACUCACUGCAUAACCUUGAUACUCGCGUUGCAACGUUUUAUUAUACGGCAGUAUGUGAUUCGCUUCUCAGAAUGGAGUCCUUCAUUCUCCCUGAGGACGAUGUUGUAUCUCUUGGCUUGAGCGGGCUUUACAACGAAAGCAAUGAGGUUCGAUCUUUCUCAAUCGACAUACUAUCCGCUAUUGAAACAAAAAAUUACAAGUCUUCGUACACUAAAGUUUUUAAAGAGCGGCUGGCGAAUGACUCUAAAACGGUAUACAAGUCAACUGCAAAAGAGAUUUCUACAAUUUUCGCUGAGCUCCCCUCUGGUGAAGUACGCCUCAAGAUUUUCUCGAUAAUGUGUCGGAAUAUCAACUUUCUGAAGUCUGAACUGAAACAAGACAUAUUAACCUUAUUAGUACCAUGGGUUCACAAAUUCACUCUAAAAAACAUUGAUGAUGCUGGAACUUUUAUGGUUUUGAACAACCUUUUUGCCAUCACUGUCGAGCACAAUAAUAGAUACCCGAUGGAGAUAGAGCAGCUUUGGAUAUCUUUAGGCAAAGGCAAUGGUUUCCAAAAUAUCCAUGUGGCUCUUGACUACAUCUUGAGUACGUCAAUUUCAUCACGCAAUCCGAAAUUUGUUAAAAGUGCGAAAGAUGUUGUUCUCUACCUGGCCAAUGUUCCCGGCGGCAUGGGAGUUAUUGAUUCUUUUAUGAUAAACCUCGAACCCAAACAUAUGAUUCCCGAAACAAGCUGUGCAAGACUUGAAAUGCCCACAGGUGAAAAGUAUGCUUUUGUCGCUAACGUUUGGAAACUGCUGGCCUACAGAGGAAAGGAAGUUGUAUUUUCCAAGGCUCAACUUUCUAUAAUCUACCUGGUAAACCUUUUGACAAUACCUAACGAUUCCAUGAAAAAUAAGGUUCCUCUGCUGCUUCAUAUCUGUUUUUCUCUCAUCGAUCAUUACGUGCCCAUCAUUCAUGAAAGCGCGGCAAAGAUUUUGUCCGAUUUGAUAUUUGGUCUCGUCCCGACUCAUGAGAAAGCGGAAGAGACUGUUUCAUUGAUCAAAGAUAGGGCUCAAAUUUGGGCUUACGACAACCUUGUCAGAGAUAAGAAUGGAGCCCGCUCCCCAAAGGCAAUGGAUUCAUUGGUAAGAAAUGUUGUCUCACUUUUCUCCACCUUUGAAAACCUGCAAAUAGACUGGCAGAAUAUCGCUUUGAAGUGGGCAACGACGUGUCCGGUAAGGCAUGUAGCCUGUCGUUCAUUCCAGGUGUUUAGGUCACUAUUAACCUUUUUAGACAAGCAAAUGCUUCGAGACAUGCUACACAGGCUCUCCAAUACAGUUUCAGAUGACAAUCCUGAAAUUCAAGGGUUUGCUAUGCAGAUUCUAAUGACUCUGAAUGCUGUGACGGCGGAAUUGAGCCCCGCUAAGCUGAUUGAUUUCCCUCAGAUGUUUUGGGCUUUAGUCGCGUGCUUGAGUAGUGUACACGAACAGGAAUUUGUUGAGGUGCUUUCAAGUCUAACCAAGUUCGUGUCUAAAAUCGAUCUGGACUCUCCGGAUACAGUUCAAUGUUUGAUUGCUACAUUUCCAUCUUCCUGGGAAGGAAGGUUUGAUGGUUUGCAGCAAACUAUCAUGGGUGGUUUGCGAUCUCACAACUCUUGGGAUAUAGCAUUGGGAUUUCUUGAUCGAUUGAAUUUGUUCAAAGAUAGCCGAAUCAUCGCCAACAGUAAUUCUAGAGUCUUAUUCGCUUUACUGGCCAAUUUGCCACGGUUUCUCAAUGCCAUGGACGAGGAAGAAUUUGAUAGCGACAUAAAGAAAGCGGCAGAAUCUCUGAUAGUGCUUGCCAACUCUAAUAGUCAGCCAUCUUUGGCACGCUUGGUUGACUCAUUAUCCAAAAAUAAGUUUAGGUCCAAGAAAGACUUUUUGAGUCAGGUUGUGAGCUUUAUUUCCCGAGUUUAUUUUCCCGACUAUUCAGCUCAGACAUUAGUCUUUCUUAUGGGUCUCCUCUUUAACAAAACUGAUUGGGUUAAAACGCAAACAUUGCAGCUUUUGCAGCAUAUAGUUCCACUAAUUGAUUUGAGCCGCCCAGAGUUUACCGGUGUGGGGGCUGAUCUAAUUUCUCCACUCUUGAGGCUUCUCCUGACCGAGUAUGAGUCGCAAGCGCUCGAGGUACUGAAUUCUGUUAGGAAUGUUUCGGGAAGUAAGAUGGACAAGGAUGUCCUACGGAUAAGCAUGGGUAAUAAAGAUGCCAAAAUUUCUUACAGCAGAACUGCGACUUUAUUUGGUAUACCCGAAGAAAGUGGUUGGUCAGUUCCCAUGCCAACAAUGACGGCAGCUACCACGAGACACAACGUACAUGCUGUUUUCACGACUUGUUCUGAUAAUGCUAGCGAUGAUCCUGUUCAGCGUGAGCCAGACAAUCUAGCCGAUGUAGUUGAAUUUCACGCAGAUGGCGGCUAUGCAGCAGCUACGACUGCUGAAAUCAAUGACACAACUUCAAUUGUUGAAGAUAAAGAUGGUUCUUUAAGCCAUAUGUGGGCGGAACUGGACAACCUCGACACGUUUUUUACCACCGAAGCCGGUCUCCCCGAAGCCGAAUUUGAAUCAAAAAUGUUCGAACAUGGUCACUCUAACUCUGGUGACACUAUGCACGCCGAAAAUCCAAAUGUUCUUGAGUCUGCCCCACAGAUUUACGACAAGAAAGUGUCCGUGAUUCUCAAUCACAGCUUGACGAGAACCCCUUCUAACGUAUCUUUCAAGACCAACCUGGCAGAUUCAUUCGGCACAAGUAUGCAUGGCGGACCUCAUGUGUUGAAGGAUAAUGUUAGCUCUCAACACAGUCGUGUUGGCUCCAACCCAGCGAGAUCGGUAUCGAGUGGACAAUUCCAGUCAGGAAAAACUGCUCCAAGAGCAUCUCAGAUUGCAGUACAUCACGGCGGAGACACAAUUUCUCCCACUAAAAUAAAAGGUGCUGAGAAUCCCGAACUCUUAUUCAGAUUUGAAGGAAUCCUAAGAAAUCCCAAUAGGACAAAAAAAAAGUGGCAAAAACAGCAACACCAACAACAGCAACUACUUGCUCAAACCUUUCAAGACGAGCAUGGAAGUUACAGUUAUGAACGAGAUUCUUCAGCAAGUCUCUCUCCCGUAAUUGGAGGAAAAACGAGCCCUCCAUUGUCCCCUGUUAUAAUAAGCAACGGAAAACACAUACAGCCUGCUUCAAAGGACGUCACUAAACAGAAAGGCGCACAGAAUAAGUCCAAAACACAAAAGCAUCAUUACCACUUACCACAUUUUUCUAGUCGUCUAUCAGAUGGGAAGUUGACACCGCCUCUUUCAGGCUCAUCUGCUGGCUUUUCCCUUCGUUCUUCUCCUUCUCCAAGACCGGCCAAGGUAUCAGCGCCAAGCCUUCCAUUGAGCGCACAGAGCCAGCUUUCAAAAAGGGUGAAAUCUUUUCAUGGUAAAUCGAGGAUGAGCACUGGGCUGGAGGGCACCUCAUUCAGCCAAGAAACGCCCGUUCAAAAGCUGAUGCAGGAUAGAAAUUUGGAGGACGAUCUGAUGAUUGAAAAACAGCUUCUCUCAUUACAAGACGAACUUCAAAAUAGAACAGCGAGUGGGGACGUUAACUCUCAGUAG
Molecule: messenger RNA, 7773 nt
Organism: Lachancea nothofagi CBS 11611
Lineage: Eukaryota; Fungi; Ascomycota; Saccharomycetes; Saccharomycetales; Saccharomycetaceae
Source: the annotation of a GenBank genome assembly